GCGUCCCGGGGAAGUGCCUUGACGACCAAGGAGGGAGGGUGCGGGACCGGGUCGCGCCCCGGAAGUAGCCCUGAGGGGAAGGAGGCGGGACCGCGACAGGGCCAGUUUCCUGCGCAGCCGUGAGCCCCACGCGGGGCCUGGAACAGGCCAACCAUGUUCCACUUCUUCCGGAAGCCCUCGGAGCCCAAGAAGGUGCCGGUGCCGGAGAGGGAAGCUGAUGGAUUCGUCCUUUUGGGUGACACAGAGAAUGAGCAGAAAGCAUCCCCAGGAGGCAGCCCCUCAGAAGGAGCAAAGCAGCCCUCCCAGGCAGAUGUGGGAGAGCAGCCCCAUGGCAGUGCAUCAGGCCCUCUGAAGGACUCCGAAGGCCAGAUGAUGGAGAACAGCGCCCUUGCGUCGGAGCUGCUCAGGGACGUGCCCUUCACCCUGGCGCCCCAUGUGUUGGCAGUGCAGGGCGCCGCCAGCGACCUCCCGAGCCACUUACUGACCCCAGAGUUCACUGACAACUUGUCACGAUUUUUGUAUGAUUUUACUCUGGAAAAUUCCGUGCUGUGUAACCCCUAAUGGGUCAGCAGGACGAGGUGCGUGAGCAUCUUAAUUGCCAAAUGUUCUUGUGUGAAACCUUGUCGCGCUUAGUGUUUUCACAUGAUUAUUAAUGUUCAGGACCUUCAGGAAUCACUGAUUUUCACAUGCAUUUGUAUGGUCACCUUAUUUUGGAAUUGGCAACAUUUACACCAGAUACUCAGACCAGGCCAGAGUCUGCUCCACCCCUGCGGGAGGGAGAACGUGAAUGUGCUCUUCAGUGUUUUGGAAAAGCUCAGCAGGGAAAUUCUCCAGCCAAACAUCGCACCUGACAGCAGGCAUCUGCGAGGCUCUGUGUGUUCCUCUCUGACACUCCACAUCUCACAGCCUUGUGGUCGGGGAGCUCCAUGUCAGUGUUACUUCAGGAGAGUGCAGGGGCCUAUCUCGGCAUCCACCGGCCCGUGGUGGUCCCCUCCCGGGCCGGGCUGCUGGCUGAGUGUCUGGGGGAAGGGUCCAUCUGCCUGGCUCUGCCUUUUCCCUUCCCCUCAUUGGCUUUGUUUUUCAAGGACUUUUAUCUGAGGCUUCCUCAUGUGAGAGAGGUGAGGAAAAGCCAAGUCUGAAUCUGGCCCUCAGCACUUGCUUAGCUGUAUGACCCUGGACAAGUCAUUGUACUUCUGCCAGCCUCCGUUUUCUCAUCGAUAAAAUGGGAAUAAUAGCACCUUUCUCCCAGGGUUCUUAUGAGAAUUAAGCAAGAUAAUAUCUGUAAAGUGCUUUGCAAAGUGCUAUAUAAAUGAUAGCGAAUGUUGUUAUCAUCAUUAUUAUUAUUGUUAUUAUUAUUGCCAUCACCACCCAUGUCCCUGGUUUAUGCACAGAUCAGCCGUCUUGGUCAGCCUCUGUUUCCUAAGGAAGAUGUCUCUGGGUGAGAUGUAUGACUGCAGAUCAUCAGUCAGGUCGCCACCCCGAUGCAGAUGGAAGCAUUUUUCAGACUCCGAGGCAGAGGGUGCAAGCCUCGAAUGGACCUGUUUCCCUCCACCUCCACUACCGAGCAGCUGCCUCAGGGCAGCGGCUGCGUGGCCAUUAACCUGGCGGUCGAGACUUCUGGGGCCCAUGGUGCAUGCCCAUGUUCACUGAGGGCGCCAGAUAAGAAAGGAGUGCAUGAACUCCUGCCUCUGGACCCACCCGGUGUCCACCUGUGCAGAGAUGUCAAUUUUUCAUGCGUCUCAGGCUGCUUUGAUCCACGUGUGCCAGAUAGUGCUGCUCAGCGGUGGAGGGAACGCGCGUGCGUCUACACUUGCUGGAGAGGAUGCAGGCUGGAUGUCUGUGCACGUACAAGACAGCAGCAUCAUUUUAUGAAAAUGUCGCCUGGAAGAGGGGAUUGUAAAGGACCUGCUUGCUAUUUAUGUCACCAGCAGAAAUGAGCAUUAUUUUUAUAACAUGCUCUUGUGUGAUCACCUUUUCUCACAUGCCCCAAUGGAUAUAUUUUUACACUUUAACCACUUUUCCUGAAUGUUUUGUCAGAUAUUAUCUAAGAUACCUACACAUUUCAUCCAUCCCUGUUUUGUUGUAAAUUUACUAUUAUUUGCAGAAAACAUUUAUAAUUCUAUUUCAAUAAACGAGAAUUAAAAUAUGGAACAUUAAGAGAA
This is a messenger RNA of Phascolarctos cinereus (koala), 2162 nucleotides long. It is a transcript of the gene UMAD1, whose product is annotated as UBAP1-MVB12-associated (UMA) domain containing 1. NCBI's taxonomy places the organism in Eukaryota, Metazoa, Chordata, Mammalia, Diprotodontia, Phascolarctidae. The record is from RefSeq and is a predicted model, not a curated record.